Messenger RNA from Aspergillus tubingensis, 396 nucleotides. RefSeq lists its product as uncharacterized. The record is from RefSeq and is a predicted model, not a curated record. The coding region runs from base 1 to 396 and encodes 131 amino acids. Lineage: Eukaryota; Fungi; Ascomycota; Eurotiomycetes; Eurotiales; Aspergillaceae. The transcript has 2 exons.
AUGUCUCUUAUUCCUACAACCCUAUACUACGCUGCCGCGGUCAUCAAUGCCAUCUCUAUUCCAGGCCAUAUCAGCUUUGGGAUCAAUGAAGUUGACCCGGCCAUUGCUAAGAUCCCCGAAGAUAGAAAGCAUGCCCUCGGGAAGGCAACUGCAACUACUGCCUGGGAUAUGGUGAAUGCCCUGUUGGCUGCCUCUGUAUUGCUCAAUAUCAAGUGGUCAAAAUACGGUGUGCGGACUUGGGAGGAGAAAAUAAUCAUUGGCACUUCUGUGGUAGCUGGAACAUUGACCGGAUGGAGAUACUUCAAAGUGCGCUCUUAUGGUGGAUUGGGUUGUCUGUGGGCUGCCCCUUGGUUUACCUUGGGCGCCAUGAUCUCUCAACAACUUGGAAGCCUCUAG